AUUGUAUUGUCUGAAAGCUCUCAAGAGGCGAAUCAGCAGAUAUAUUUAGACUCAAUGACGCAGAUGUCUAAUGGUCUUGCGGCAUGAGAGAAUAAGGACUUAAGCAUUUAUAAUGGACUUAUUUAAUUCAAAGCAGCUCACAAGCGUUCAGACACUGUCAUUGUUUGCUCUGGCUCUAAAACUUUUAGAUUAUAUAGACAAGUUUGUGAUUCAAAUAUUAUGCAGAAAAUAACAAUUAAUAACAAUAAAUUAAAUAACAAUAUAUUUUCAACAUUUGAAAAUAGAUAUUAAAUGUGUGAGAUGACAGUUUAGGAAAGUCCAUAUUUAAAAAAGUCCAUUAUUUCUUCAUAGUAAUUUAUAUUUUCAGCCUGUGCAAAACAACAAAUGCUAAGCUGCCAUGAGUUUUUCCCAGAACAUCUCAAUUGUUCAUCCAGAAUACUUUUUCAUCACUGGGCUUAAAGAUGCACCGUACAGCACUUAUUUCUAUAUAUUCAUAUUUAUCACAUAUUUUAUUUCUGUAAUUGGGAACUUGAUGGUCCUUCUCAUUAUAGCUCUUCACCGGAGCCUGCACAGUCCAAUGUACAUUGGUGUGUUUAACUUGGCCUUGGCUGAUAUUGGUGAAACUAAUGCACUGAUCCCUAACAUGAUCAAGCUUUUUCUUUUUGACUCACGGUACAUCUCAUAUAAUGAUUGUUUGGCAAACAUGUUUUUUGUGAACGUAUUUAUUAUUGCGCAGACAUAUACUCUUGUUGUUCUGGCAUUUGAUCGUUUCAUUGCAAUCUGUUUACCACUAAGAUAUAAUACUAUAGUGAAUAAUAAGUUCAUGGCUAUAUUGUUUUCAGUAAUAUGGGCAUUUAACACCUUUCUUGUAACAAUUUCAACAUCUUUGAUCACCAGACUUUCAUUCUGUAAAUCCAAUGUGAUAGAGAGUUGGUAUUGUGACUAUGAGAGAUUGAUGAGUAUGCCAUGCAAUGACAGUACCAUUCAUCAGAUUAUGGUAUUCAUCCUUGAAGCUUUUUUCCUUGUAGCACCACCAUUCAUUAUACUCCUGUCAUACGUGGGCAUUUUUUUUGCUUUAUGUAAAAUUACAACUUGGGAAGGACGUUUUAAAGCACUAAAGACCUGUGUUUCUCACUUUUUGGUUGUUGGAUCAUUCUUUCUUCCCAUAAUAUCUAAUAUUGUUACUGGAUAUUCUCCUAAUGCCAAGAUCAUUGGCGGAACUCUUUCAUUAACUCUUCCACCAAUGCUAAAUCCCAUCAUUUAUGUUUUAACCACAGCUAAAAUCAAAGACUUAAUCCGAAAAAUGCUUAACAACAGAUCUGCACCAAUUAGAGUGAAUGUUUCAAAAUGACUGUAAUGAUCGUCUAUGUGAUCUUCAAUCACUGUGAUCUAAAAUUACAACAAUAUGUACUUUACGGAUAUUUUUAGAUCCAUUAAGUGGAAAAUAAAAGUGUACAAGCAGAAAAUAAAUUCAGUGUGCUGGAUGUAGAGUGGACACAUUAGACGUAUGUGUUGGUUAACAGCAGUGAAAUGUCUAUUUAUUUAUGAAUUAAUCCAUCUGAUUUCAAGUGUUUGUAGUGUAUGUGUUUGUACUGACCCCAAGACAAAAUGAAUUGAAAUGGCAAAAUAUUUAAGCAGGCAAUUUGAAUUAUUUUAUUGUUAAAAUUUCUGUCCGGAAUUUUAAUAACAGUUAUUGAAUACAAUGAACAACAGCAAAAACAUGGCAGAGAUGAUGGUAAUAAAAAAAGAAGCAGAAGAUGUGGACAGCAAUGCUUCAAUGUUCAGUAUAUACUAUAAUCAUUAAAGAAACAGGCUCACAUGCACAAACUGUUGCGGGGAGAAGGCCAGUGAAGGAAUAAUGCAGAUUGUCUGUGUACAGACCAAACCUGUGGCACAAUAGGGAGGCACACUUUUUAUUAUUAUUAUUAUUUUUUUUUUUUUUGCAAAUAUGGCAAGUUAUGGGUAACACUUUCUAUGUACUUUAUCACUGUAUUAUGAAGUCAUUUGCAAACUAUUUAUAGUUAAUUUGUAGUUAAUAUAUUGUAGUCACUACAUGGUAAUAUAUUAAAAGGCUGUAUACUAAUAAUUCUUAAUAAUUCUUUAAGAGCUGUUGUGCAGCCAAAAUAAUGUACCAGUUAUCAAUGUAAAGCUGCUUUGACACAAUCUACAUUGUAAAAAGCGCUAUAUAAAUAAAGGUGACUAAUAGUGAGUUCUUAACCCUUGUGCUGUGUUAAACCCUAUAACACUUAUGAUGUUCCGGGGCAAAAAAGGCCUACAAAAAAUUGCUUAUAAAUCUCUCAUUAUGCUAUAUUAUCACUGUUACGACCCGUGGCUCAAGGGAAGAAACAAAACAAGGGAUGCACACAAAAACAAAGGUUAAGGCUCAAAGAACCACUUUAACUACAGAAAAAGUUACAUUAAAUAAUAAAGCAUAAACAAAUAAUAAUAAUAA
Megalobrama amblycephala (Wuchang bream) is the source of this 2452-nucleotide messenger RNA. Its product is annotated as olfactory receptor 1-like. The record is from RefSeq and is a predicted model, not a curated record. Gene Ontology annotation, biological process: G protein-coupled receptor signaling pathway. The transcript has a single exon. Gene Ontology annotation, molecular function: G protein-coupled receptor activity; olfactory receptor activity. Lineage: Eukaryota; Metazoa; Chordata; Actinopteri; Cypriniformes; Xenocyprididae. Gene Ontology annotation, cellular component: membrane. The coding region runs from base 398 to 1351 and encodes 317 amino acids.